AUGUUGCGAAACUCUAUCAUUCCCUUCGCAAAACAGGCUGUAGCCUCGACUUCGCGAACAGCUAGCUUCUCUACGGUCGCACGACCUGCUGCAGUCGCCACAGCUCGCGCUUCCACUUCUUCGAAUGUCUUUGGUGCUGCUGUUCAGCGACGUGGCUACCACGAAAAGGUCAUCGAUCACUACGAAAACCCACGCAAUGUUGGAUCGUUCCUCAAAACCGAGAAAAACGUUGGUAUCGGUCUUGUCGGCGCUCCCGCGUGUGGCGACGUCAUGAAACUCUCGAUCAAGGUCAACGAAGAAGGGAUCAUCGAGGAUGUUCGUUUCAAGACGUUUGGCUGUGGUUCGGCUAUCGCUUCGUCAUCUUACAUGACUGAACGUGUCAAAGGUCUCUCCCUUGACGAAGCUGCCAAGAUCAAGAACACCGAGAUUGCUCAGGAGCUCUGCCUUCCACCCGUCAAGCUUCACUGCUCCAUGCUCGCUGAGGAUGCCAUCAAGUCGGCCAUCAAGAACUACAGGUCCAAGCGCGAGGCAACGGGAAACAAGAAGCAGGGUCACAUUGAAGUUGUUCAGGAUGUGGCUACCGGCAACACUUCGGCUACCGCUCACGUAGGCUCCGGCACCGUUUAA
Messenger RNA from Mycosarcoma maydis (corn smut), 627 nucleotides. Its product is annotated as putative iron-Sulfur cluster nifU-like protein. Gene Ontology annotation, molecular function: ferrous iron binding; 2 iron, 2 sulfur cluster binding. The record is from RefSeq and is a predicted model, not a curated record. Gene Ontology annotation, biological process: iron-sulfur cluster assembly; intracellular iron ion homeostasis. The coding region runs from base 1 to 627 and encodes 208 amino acids. NCBI's taxonomy places the organism in Eukaryota, Fungi, Basidiomycota, Ustilaginomycetes, Ustilaginales. The transcript has a single exon. Gene Ontology annotation, cellular component: cytoplasm; mitochondrial matrix.